Molecule: messenger RNA, 1146 nt
Organism: Guillardia theta CCMP2712
Lineage: Eukaryota; Cryptophyceae; Pyrenomonadales; Geminigeraceae
Exons: 14
Coding region: 1-1146 (381 amino acids)
Biological process (GO): mitotic DNA replication termination; site-specific DNA replication termination at RTS1 barrier
Cellular component (GO): nucleus
Source: RefSeq, a predicted model, not a curated record
AUGAAAGAUGAGGUUUGUGUUGUAGAACAGCGGAGAAUGUGGGAGUCGAUGUUUGGCUGGGUUGAUUGGGCGCCAGCUUCUCCGCGCUCUCAUACCAAGUUUGAGUUGCUGGCCAACUUCAAGUUUCUUAAUCAUGUCCAUGCUCGUGUGUUUCAGUCGAUGCGCUAUCUGAGAAAUUCUAGGACGUCAAAGAGUCUGAGCAAAGCAGUCAUGCAGAUCUUCCUGCGAACUUUGGACGAAGAGACACUGAGUGUAGAGCUGGGGGGGAACGACACAGUCGAAGCCCUGGUGGAGCAUUACAAGGCGACAAGGCAAGGUGAAACUCUCCGAGAUCACUCAGAGGAGAUGAGGGCAAGGUGGCACUAUUGUGCAGCCUCCGGACAACCACUCCGUCCCCCGAUGGUCACAUGUGAUCUCGGCUACAUCUUCAUCAAAGAGGAGGUGAUGAAACAGCUGUUGACUAAGACUCUCCACAAGGAUCAUCAGCACAUCCGCAAGCUCAAAGACUUGUACAAUAUCGAGAUCAAGGAGAAUCCAGAAUGGGACCCCAAGAAGGGCGUCGAGAACAGCUAUGAGACCGGAGGACAAGAUCGCUUUCUUUGCCCUAUCACUGGACGACCUGGCAAUGGCAAAAAUCAGUUUGUUGCCCUCAAGACUUGUGGUCACGUUUUCUGUGAACAAGCUCUGCGACACCUUGGUGGAGAGGCUUGCGUCAUUUGCAAUGCUCCCUUCUCCAAAGCAAAGGAUGUCGUUCAUCUCACGCCUCCAGCAGAUGUUCUUGCUCAAAAACGCAAGGCGUUGGAAGAUUCAAGGCUAGAAGAAAAGCUAGCCAAGGAAGCAGCAAAAUCUGCUGAAAACGUUGAAGCUGAGAAUGGAAAGAAGAGAUCGAUGAAUGCUACUGAAGUCUCCGAGAAAAAGGCGAAAAUAGAAAAGCUUUGUGGUGCGGGAAUGAAGGUCGGUGAGAUUCACGCCAGCUUGACCAACACGAUCGCCAAGUCAGCUAACUUGGGGACGGAAGCUCAUGCAAACAAAGCGAAGGAGAAUCAAGUGUAUGCCAGCAUGUUCAAGAAGCACAACAAGGACGCCAAAGAAUAUGACGCAGCUUGGGGGCAGGGAGCGAUGGCGGGUGUGCUGGGAGGGCGAUAA